Messenger RNA from Diaporthe batatas, 1254 nucleotides. RefSeq lists its product as uncharacterized. The transcript has 2 exons. The record is from RefSeq and is a predicted model, not a curated record. Lineage: Eukaryota; Fungi; Ascomycota; Sordariomycetes; Diaporthales; Diaporthaceae. The coding region runs from base 1 to 1254 and encodes 417 amino acids. Gene Ontology annotation, biological process: regulation of mRNA processing; spliceosomal complex assembly; protein phosphorylation. Gene Ontology annotation, molecular function: ATP binding; protein kinase activity.
AUGGAAUACCGGUAUCGCUAUCCUCGGAUGGAAGAGGUUGAAGAGGUUGAGAGAUAUGUUCCCGGAGGCUACCAUCCCGUGGAUAUUGGAGAUCGCCUAGGUCCGGAAGACGGCAGUCACUACUACACGGUGCUACACAAACUAGGCUAUGGCGGUUUCUCCACGGUCUGGCUGACGAGAUGCAGCCAGGACGACCAUUACUACGCCCUAAAGAUCCUCACCGCAGACCUUCCAGAGUCGCAGGGCAAGGACCUGAAGAUCCUCCAGAGCCUCAAAAAUGAUGGCUUCGAACAUCCGCAUAUCGUCCAUUUGUACGAAUCGUUUGAGGUCUCCGGCCCCAACGGCUCGCACACCUGUCUGGUGCUGCCUGCUCUCGGCCCCAUCCUCGACGAAGUUUAUGGCAAACAGACUCUGGCUCCAGAGACACGAUACCAAAUUUGCCAGCAAGUCGCCACUGGCGUUGCAGCCUUACACGAGAGGGGUAUAUGCCACGGGGACCUCACCCCUGCCAACGUAGUGUUUGAGCUCCCUGACACCUCAUCAAUGGACAUCCCAGAAGUCUGCGCUCUGUUAGGUCCCAUCGAGAGCGCAAGACUGAGACUGCGCAACGGAGCUCGUUCUGAACACGGACCAAAAUACGUGAUACAGCGGCCUACCUUCUCCAAACUCAUGUCCGAGUUGCCAACAACCCUCCAGACAGUCCGAAUCAUCGACUUCGGCGAGGCAUUCCCCACCACCCGGCCACGCUCCUUCCUAGGCGUCCCCGUCGGCCUGGGAUACUUCCCCCCGGAGCUCUGCUUCGGCUACGCAGCGUCACCCGGCAGCGACAUGUGGAUGCUCGCGUCCCUGAUGUACCAGGCCCUGGGCACCGCGGCGCUCUUCCCCUGUUUCUUCCCCAUCUUCGAGAUCCUGGUCGGCACGGCGAUGCCCAUCCUGGGCCCGCUCCCGGACCACUGGAGGGGCCGCUUCGACUACGACAAGUACGGGUAUCGUGAGCCUGAGAGUGGCGAGCUGAAGAACCCGGAACGGGUGAAUCCGGGGUGGUGGUGGGACGAGGCCAAGCAUAACAAGUCCAUACGUGGCCGGAUGGAGAGCGACCUUGCCCCGCGGUUUUCUUCUGCGCAGCUCGACUUCCUCGCGGCCUUGCUCGGGGAUAUGGUGUGUUUCGAGCCUGAGAAGAGGAUCUCAGCUGCGGAGGUCGUCCAGCGGCUGCGUUCGGCGUCGACCAUGUUCGGUGCCACGCAGCAGAGCUGA